Messenger RNA from Phodopus roborovskii (desert hamster), 1296 nucleotides. RefSeq names its product cathepsin Z (gene Ctsz). Gene Ontology annotation, molecular function: cysteine-type endopeptidase activity. The transcript has 6 exons. NCBI's taxonomy places the organism in Eukaryota, Metazoa, Chordata, Mammalia, Rodentia, Cricetidae. Gene Ontology annotation, cellular component: lysosome. The record is from RefSeq and is a predicted model, not a curated record. The coding region runs from base 106 to 1026 and encodes 306 amino acids.
UAAAGGACCGGGCGGGGCUGCCAGAUCGCGUGGGUUCGCAGGUCAGGUCAAAGGGUCGAAGGUGCAGCGCGUGAUCCAGGAUCCUAGCAGGCCCGGAGCAGGAGCAUGGCGUCGUCGGGGUCGGUGCAGCAGCCGCGGCUGGUGCUGCUGAUGCUGUUGCUGGCGAGCGCGGCGCGGGCCAGCCUCUACUUCCGUCCGGGCCGGACCUGCUACCGGCCCCUUCGCGGGGACCAGCUUGCUCAGCUGGGGCGCAGGACUUACCCUCGGCCCCACGAGUACCUGUCCCCAUCGGAUCUCCCCAAGAGCUGGGAUUGGAGAAAUGUGAAUGGUGUCAACUAUGUCAGCGUCACAAGGAACCAGCACAUCCCACAGUACUGUGGCUCCUGCUGGGCUCACGGUAGCACCAGUGCUAUGGCAGACCGCAUCAACAUCAAGAGGAAAGGCGCGUGGCCCUCUACCCUGCUUUCAGUACAGAACGUCAUCGACUGUGGCAACGCUGGUUCCUGUGAGGGAGGCAAUGACCUUCCGGUGUGGGCGUACGCCCAUAAGCAUGGCAUCCCUGAUGAGACCUGCAACAACUACCAGGCCAAGGACCAAGACUGUGACAAGUUUAACCAGUGUGGGACCUGCACCGAAUUCAAUGAGUGUCACACCAUCCAGAAUUACACCCUCUGGAGGGUGGGUGACUACGGCUCCCUGUCGGGUAGGGAGAAGAUGAUGGCAGAGAUAUACGCCAAUGGUCCCAUCAGCUGCGGGAUAAUGGUGACGGAGAAGAUGGAGAACUACACUGGAGGGAUCUAUGCCGAGCACCAGGACGAGACCUUUAUCAACCACAUCAUCUCUGUGGCCGGCUGGGGUGUCAGCAGCAAUGGGAUUGAGUACUGGAUUGUCCGUAAUUCGUGGGGCGAACCCUGGGGUGAGAGGGGCUGGAUGAGGAUCGUGACCAGCACCUACAAAGGAGGGGUAGGCGCCAGCUACAACCUCGCCAUCGAGAAGGCCUGCACGUAUGGGGACCCCAUUGUUUAAGUAGAUGUCUCUGGAAGCAGUGUUCAGAGCAUGCCAGGGGUGGGGCGACUAUCCACACCAGACAGUGGACAGCUAGGACCAGAGUGUGGACCACAGAAGCCGUCCCAAGAGGGGAUGGUGGGGAGGGAGCGCGUCACUGUGGCCCUCAGGGCCCGAGCCUGCCUUCGGCCCCCUGCAGAGACAGCUGUGGUCUACAACCUGGGAUCUAUGGGAGACGGUAACACUUCCAGGUGGCCUAAGUGAUGAAUAAAGUAUCUGGCUUCCCCCAAA